Molecule: messenger RNA, 2417 nt
Organism: Microdochium trichocladiopsis
Lineage: Eukaryota; Fungi; Ascomycota; Sordariomycetes; Xylariales; Microdochiaceae
Product: ammonium transporter MEP1
Exons: 3
Coding region: 441-2042 (533 amino acids)
Biological process (GO): ammonium transmembrane transport
Cellular component (GO): plasma membrane
Molecular function (GO): ammonium channel activity
Source: RefSeq, a predicted model, not a curated record
AUUAGUACAAUCUGCAACUCACACAAUCUUGGGUGGAGAGCUAUGGCCGUCCGAUAACUUGGAGGGUACGUACCUACCUUGGUUGCCAUUGAGCACUUACACCCGACACCUGGAGCCUAUCGACAGUGCGUGCCAUCUCUGCUGCUGCCACGCCCUGCGCGCCACGCCUGCUCGUCCAAUUCUUUUCCUCCUGCGACUGCCGGAUCCUCCCCAACGUAUAUAGACUCGUGGAGCCCCCCGGUACCUUGCCCGCACCCUCUCGCGCUUCCUUCAAGUCUUCUUCCCCGUGUCGGCGUCGAGCCUGUACUUCGUCGUCACUCCUUCCUGUCCCGGGACACUGCUCUCGCCUCGCGUUCACUCGUCGAGGUCCUGGCCUACCUUGAUCGCCAGCAACCAACUUAUUGUCACCACCCACCAGCUUUACACACAACCUCGCCACGAUGAGCUGGCAUCCCUCGUACUCGUGGACCGGCGCGCCCGCCGAGUUCAAUGGCACAAACACAGAGACUGGCGGCGACCCAGAGACCGAGAACCUGAACCAAUGGUACUCGCCUGGUGAUCAGGCCUUCAUCCUCAUUUCCGCCGCCAUGGUCUUGCUCAUGGUUCCCGGAAUCGCCUUUCUCUACUCCGGUCUCGCUCGCCGCAAGUCUGCCCUCUCCGAGAUCUGGGUCGUCAUGAUGUCCUUCAGUGUCGUCAUUUUCCAGUGGUAUUUCUGGGGUUACAGUCUGGCCUUCAGUUCGACAGCUACCAACGGCUUCAUUGGCGAUCUCCACAAAUUCGGCCUCAUGAACACCUUGGGCGCCCCCUCGCCCGGUUCGCCUCUCAUCCCGGAGUUGCUCUACUCCUUCUACCAGAUGAUGUUCUGCGGCGUCACGGCUGCCCUCGUCAUUGGCUGUGUUGCUGAGCGUGGUCGCGUGCUCCCCGGCAUGAUCUUCACCUUCUUCUGGGCCACGCUUGUCUACUGUCCCAUCGCGUGCUGGGUGUGGAACAUCAACGGAUGGGCUUUCAAGUAUGGCGUUCUCGACUAUGCCGGCGGCGGCCCCGUUGAGAUCGGAUCCGGUGUCUCUGCUCUCGCCUACUCUUGGGUCCUGGGCCGGCGUCACGAGAAGAUGAUGCUCAACUUCCGCCCCCACAACGUCUCGCUCGUCACCCUUGGCACCGUCUUCCUGUGGUUUGGCUGGCUCGGCUUCAACGGCGGUUCCGCCUUUGGCGCCAACCUUCGUGCCGUCAUGGCCUGCUGGAACUCGUGCCUGACUGCCAUGUUUGCGUCCAUGACCUGGUGCCUGCUUGAUUUCCGACUUGCCCGCAAGUGGUCCAUGGUUGGCUGGUGUUCCGGCUGCAUUUCUGGCCUUGUCGCUGCCACUCCCGCCUCUGGUUUCAUCCCUCCGUGGGCGUCCAUCGUGCUCGGUGUCGUCACUGGUGUUGCUUGCAACUUUGGCACCAAGAUCAAGUUCCUCAUCAAGAUCGACGACUCUCUCGAUGUCUUUGCCGAGCACGCCAUCGGCGGCAUUGUCGGCCUCAUCUUCAACGCGCUCUUCGCCGACCCCGGCAUCGUUGGCCUCGACGGCGUCAACAACGGCCUCGUCACCGGCGGCUGGAUCAGGCAGCACUAUGCUCAGCUGUACAUCCAGGUUGCCUACAUCUGCGCCGCCUGCGCCUACUCGUUUGUCAUGUCGGCCCUGAUCGCCAAGGCCAUCGAUAUCAUCCCCGGCCUGCACCUUCGCGCCAGCGAGGAGGCUGAGCUGCUCGGCAUGGACGACGACCAGCUCGGCGAGUUUGCCUACGACUACGUCGAGGUCCGCCGUGACUUCCUCGCCUGGACGCCCGCCAAGGAGGUGCAGGCUGAGGACAACCACCGCAUCGAGCCCCAGCACGGUAUCGAGGAGCACGCUAAGCUCGCCAACACCAACGGCAGCCACGUCGACGGCAGCAGUUCCCUGGGCGCCGAGCAAGAAAAGGAGGGUGCCUCGGCGCGCGCCCCGGCCAAGGAGCAGGCCGCCGAGGCCGAGGCCGGCAUCCCGGCGAUCCGGCCUCAGCAAUAAAAGCUUCGUCCUCACACAAAGGAUGAAAGGUCUUUCUGCGUCGCUUGCUUCUUCUGUUUCCAUGUUCGCGGAAAAUACCUAGCCAAAUUUAUUUUUGUUAUUUUGGAUAUGUACCUCGUCUUUAUCUACGUAUCGGCCCCCAACCGCUCCUUGUAGCAACAGUUAUCUCUCCGCCGGGAGCUAGGGGCGAACAAUCCAAAAAGAAAGUUGGGGGAUAGACUGUACACAAGCGUUGCGUUUUUACAUUUUUUGGACAGUGUGAAGGAAAGACAUAUCACAUAUGCUUUAUUCGUUAUACCCAAAAUUUAACUUUUUUCUACAACUCUUUCGUAAUACCGUUCUCAAAAUAUUGCUGCUUCAACCUGGCGGGUCUUU